CACUCUCUGAAGGGAAGCUCUUCCAUGCUGGCUUUGCCUCCACUAUGGCAAAAAUCAUUUUGAGGCACCUCAUAGAAACUCCAGUGCGUUACCAGGAGGAGUUUGAAGCUCGGGGUUUGGAAGACUGCAGACUGGAUCAUGCUCUAUAUGCACUGCCUGGGCCAACCAUCGUUGACCUGAGAAAAGUCAGAGCUGUGCCGCAAUCUCUUCCAGUGGACUCAGCAACCACAGAGACGCCACCCCAAGAAGGCAAAUCCCGCUUUCAAAUUCUGCUGGACGUGGUCCAGUUCCUCCCCGAAGAUAUCAUCAUUCAGACCUUCGAGGGCUGGCUGCUGAUUAAAGCUCAACAUGGAACCAGAAUGGAUGAGCAUGGUUUCAUCUCACGAAGCUUCACCCGACAGUACAAACUGCCAGAUGGCGUUGAAACCAAAGAUUUGUCUGCCAUCCUCUGUCAUGAUGGAAUUCUGGUGGUGGAAGUAAAGGAUCCGCUUGAGACUAAGUGAAACCUUAUCGGUUCCUGUUCCUAGGAUAUGAGGAAGAUGUUCUAUGGUUGGUACCAUGGGAAUUUUUGUGCUACCCACGUUUGAAACA
This is a messenger RNA of Marmota flaviventris (yellow-bellied marmot), 591 nucleotides long. RefSeq names its product heat shock protein family B (small) member 3 (gene Hspb3). Lineage: Eukaryota; Metazoa; Chordata; Mammalia; Rodentia; Sciuridae. The record is from RefSeq and is a predicted model, not a curated record. Gene Ontology annotation, cellular component: cytoplasm; nuclear speck.